Drosophila miranda is the source of this 2525-nucleotide messenger RNA. Its product is annotated as inactive ubiquitin carboxyl-terminal hydrolase MINDY-4B. Gene Ontology annotation, biological process: protein K48-linked deubiquitination. The transcript has 8 exons. The coding region runs from base 31 to 1515 and encodes 494 amino acids. The record is from RefSeq and is a predicted model, not a curated record. Gene Ontology annotation, molecular function: K48-linked deubiquitinase activity; cysteine-type deubiquitinase activity. NCBI's taxonomy places the organism in Eukaryota, Metazoa, Arthropoda, Insecta, Diptera, Drosophilidae.
CAGUGCCAACGUUCUCUCAGGCUCAACCCGAUGCGGAGCCAAGUCCAGACAGGGCACAGAACUGUGCCUCGCGAGAAAUCAUUCGCCAACGAGUCGCAGAGUGGAGCAAAGGUCUCUAGCGGAAACAGAAAUCAUCCAGCAGAACACGGCAUCCAAUUAGAAAUGAACAAGGAGUUCAUCACCCAGGGUGGUUUGCCCAUAACAUCCGAAUUGGCAACGGAUCUGCGCAAUCUGAUCUUUGGCACUGCCGCCAUCCCCAUGCGUGCCGAGUGGCUGCAGACGUCCUUUGUCUUUGGAGCGCCCAAGGAGGAGCUUGCAUACGGCCUUCGAUCGCCCCGAAACGCCACCCGUGGCCUGCUGUCCGUCGUCCAAGGAUUCGUUCUCAAGUAUUUGCUCUUCGCCCGCAAGACCAGCCGUGUGGCUGCCCUCACCGACCCGCUCCUGGCCAACGCCGAGAUGCAGCGGGAAGCCCUCUUCUGUGCCCUGGUGGAGAUACUCCGAACCAUUUCGGACAAGGGAAAGGUGACCAUGGUACUGCCGUCAGAGGACGAGGUCUUUGUGGAUCACAGUGCCAGCUACUUCCACGACUCGGUAACCGAGAAGCUCUAUGUCUUUACCCUGUCGCCCAACGAGGAGCUAGAGCAUUUUAUGAAGCGGAAUUUCAAAUACUUUUCAGAGGAAGAGACCCCUGGCACUCUGCUGUUUCUUUAUAGCGCCGUCCUCACGCGAUCCAUGGGAAAAGUUCGCACGGACCUGGACUCCUCGAAAUCCUCGCCCCUCACAAUGAGCAACCACGAGGAGGGCUCUCUGAUGAUUGUCACCUUGUUGCUGACGGGACGUGCCACGCCCUACAUACACAACGGCGUCGUCAAUGUGGGCGAUGAAAGUAGCUAUGCGGUUCCGCAGUACGGAGUGCUCAAACGAUGUAUGAUCGGUCUGCUGCUGUGGGACAUCGAGUCCUCUAGCGCAGCGGUUAAUCAAUCCCGACAGCCGGGCUCACGGCUCAAGACGCCCAACUAUCCCAUCUGGGUAACGAGCUGCACAGGCCACUACGGCGUGGUGUUCAACCGGAAUCCGGACCUGCUGCGCAACUACCACGCGGAGUCGCGCUUCGAUGUGAACUACUACAGCUGUUCGGGGCAUCAGAUACAGAUGACCAUCGACAAUCGCACGUACAAUGAGCAGGCAUUGGUCAUGUUGGAGCGGCAACCAAUCACACCGGAGGGUACCUCGAUGGCGGGAAAGCCAGCCGGAAAGGAUGGAGAAGCGAGCGCUGCCGCUGCUCCGACUCCGGGUGGAGGUGCUCCUGCCGGUGGCGGUGUGGGUGCCGCUAGCGGCGGCGGUGUUGGUGGUGCUGCUAGUGGCGCUAGCGGUAGUAGCGAUGUGGUCGCCAAGGAGGAGUCAACGCUCAACACGCCGUUGCAGCGUUUGAUUCGUACCAAGUGGGAAGAGGCAACUAUAAGCUUUCACGUGCAGCCAUCGAUGUUGAGUUAUCUUUUUAGUACCACACAGUAGAGUGCACUCCGGAUCGAGUCGAUCGGAACUAGGAAUCGGUCACACCCGAUACCCGAGAAACUGUAGGAUCAGCCCGACUACUUUCAAACCCCGCAAGUGAUCUUAUCUUAAAUGUGAAUUUUGCAAACGCUUUCUUUUCGAUUGAUUCGAAGCUCUCCCGUUUGAAUAAGAUCCCUGCAAGUCUUGUUGUCCGCAUGUAAGCUUGGUAUGUUGUCUCUUGAUCUAUGAUAUAAAUCGACUUUCUUGGCGAAUGACCAAUGCACAUAAGGUUUGUUUCUUAAGUUCCAAGUAGUCACAAUUGAUAAUAGUUUUCUUAUCUCAAACUCUACUCUACUCUACUCUACUCUACGUAGAACCUAGAUGUGUUUAAAAAAAAGUUACAAAGUACAUAUUAAGAAGUUUCCGAUUCAAUAUUUUACUAUUUGCAAAUUGUUAAAGGAACGAACCCGAAAAGAAGGGUAGGAUCUACUAUAUUACAUAAAAAUAGUGACCAGAUUAGUGCCAUUUAAUGUAAGCUUUUAGAUGAUGCACUGUCCUCUCUUAUCUGUAGAACUCAUACGAUUAUCCCGCACUCUUCCUAGUAGAAUCCUACUGUUGCUGUGCAUCCGACGAAAAUUCAGAAUUGGUACUUUAAAAGAUACAAAAAAAAGUAUAUCUGAGAGCAGAGAUUCGAACCAGCUUCGAAGUGCCCAAACAGCGAUGGUAAAUACACGUAAAAUAUUGCAAGUAUCUGAUCGAAUGCGAACCAGCCAUGGCAUAUGUCUGAACAGUUGAGAAAACUUUCAGCAAAUGGGAAAUGCUGGGACGAGGCCUCUCUUUACGCGAAGAGCGACUGCAGGAACUCUAAACCAGUUGAUUGAUGCUGCCGCCUGGAGCCACUAGUCGAUACAUAACUCUUAUAUAUAGUAGAUCGCCAACACGCUUCGAUUACUCCAGUUGCACUUUCCGGUUAAUAAGAAUACGACAUAUAUAUCUUUGUUUCGAAAUAAAUUCCAUGUAUAGAUUCUCGA